UGCGCCGUUUUUGCUGGUCGUUUGUUUAUCAAUUUUAUUUAUUUUGUCUCCUUUUAAAUUUUGUUGAAGCGGGUGAAGUUUUUAGUAUAUUUUAAUAAUUAUUUGUUUGCCAAGUUAAGUAAAAAAAGUCAACUAUGAAUAAAUCGAGUUAUUAUCCAAAUUACUAUUCAAUUGAUGACGUGAUGGCAACGCAGGAGCGGAUUCCUUGUCGCACACAGCAGGAACUUUUCCAAAUGGGAUUCCUGGAUUCAUCUAGUGAAAAAACUGGCAACCUAAUGCCCAAUCAGCAGCUUGAGCUUCCUCUUUGGUAUUUAAUGAAUCUAGAUGACCGCAGUCGUUAUUAUUCGAUAAUUGUUCCGGAAAUUUUCACUCCGGCCUACAAAGAGAUUUACAAAGCCGAUGCCAGCUACGUCGAACUGGGUAAGCUGAACAAGUUCUAUUACGAGCUGGGGCUGUAUCUGUGUAAAUUCGGCACCGGAGAUGACCUGGCCGAUAUGCUGUUCACCACGGCGCAGGAACGCGUGAAAGGAAUCAAGGACAUGUGCAACAACGUCAGCAGCGAAAACUUGAUGGACAACAAGAAGCUGGACCAUUUGGAACGGAUGCUGUAUGAAGAGGGAAGCCGGACCCACAGAAAGUUCUCUGACUGGCUGCAGGAGAAAUCGGUGAACAUCAAAUCGACCGAGUUGGUUACGAAUCAUCGCAAGCGAAAACGUGACUUGUUGGAAGGGGAAGAAGGCUCAUCACAGUCGUCGCAACGGAUGUCCACCUAAGCUACAACUGAUCAGGUAACUGUGUUCUCAUAAUUAAGCAAAGAAUUUAGUUCAUACGGUAGCUUUUAUUCAAUUAAAUUUGACCAAUUUGAUGUUCUAACGGCA
This is a messenger RNA of Aedes albopictus (Asian tiger mosquito), 878 nucleotides long. It is a transcript of the gene Psf3, whose product is annotated as DNA replication complex GINS protein PSF3. The transcript has 3 exons. The record is from RefSeq and is a predicted model, not a curated record. Gene Ontology annotation, biological process: mitotic DNA replication initiation. Lineage: Eukaryota; Metazoa; Arthropoda; Insecta; Diptera; Culicidae. Gene Ontology annotation, cellular component: GINS complex. Bases 135 to 773 code for a protein of 212 amino acids.